Kalmanozyma brasiliensis GHG001 is the source of this 1317-nucleotide messenger RNA. RefSeq lists its product as uncharacterized. Bases 1 to 1317 code for a protein of 438 amino acids. The transcript has a single exon. Lineage: Eukaryota; Fungi; Basidiomycota; Ustilaginomycetes; Ustilaginales. The record is from RefSeq and is a predicted model, not a curated record.
AUGGGCAGCAAGGAAGACCGUCGAGCUCAAGAGGACGCGUCCGUCGCAGCUCCUCGAAAUGCCGGUCUGCCUUCUCGGCCAGAGGGAGAGCCACUUUCGGUGUCCGACCUCGCUGCGAUGUCCCACCUUUCGGCCAUGUCCAGUCUGUCCCCAAUGAUGGGGUCGAUGAACCAGCGAGGAAGCGGACGAGGUCGAGGGGGUCGAGGUGGCUACCGCAACAACUUUCGCGGUACAGGUAUCCAGACUCAGGGAGGCCUCCACUCAACGGGCUCCUCCUAUGGCUACUCGCAGCCUCGUCAGCACUAUGGCGGUAAACCUGCUACCCAAGACGCUAGACAAGAUGAUCGGCAAUUGUAUGCAUCGCAGCAGCAGCAGAUGGGUCGAGGUGGUGCUAGAGGUGGCUUUUGUUUCGGUCAGCAGCCUUCUGGUCGCAAGCCUCGCGGAGGAGGACGUUCGCGCGGUACGUCUUUGUCCCGACCUAGAGAUCAUCCGGCUCGCCCUUCGCUCGAUCAGCCGGCUCAGGGUCUGUUCAGCCGCGUCGCCACAAUCGAUGCUGAUGCUGCCGCUGCGGAGGCUCACUCGGUCUGGGACACCCAAGUCGAAACCGCCGCCACUAUGCCGCAGCAGCAUGUCGAGGAUGCUCCGGCCCAGACUCCUGUUCCUCACAACGUUGUUCUGCCUUCCGUCGAGGAUCACACCAACAUUGAGGCGAGCAUUGAUGCCGCUGUUGAUGCUGUGGAGCAGCGCCGCGAGUCGGAGACCAGCGAGAGUGAAGCCUCGCUGUCCCUCGUCAAGGUCGACCGAACCCCCUCACUCGACUCCAACACCACCGAAGACACGGACGCCACCAUCCAGUCCAUCCCCGAGCCUUUUGACGAGCUCGUCACCCCCACGACCACCUCCACCGCCACCCCAUCCACUCCAACCCACCCGAUCCACCUCCAAGACAUCCACUUCGCCAGCGUCCCCAACCCUGUCCACCCCGCACCCGGUCAGCCACCCGAAACCAUCUGCGCGUGGUACACCUACCCCAUGCCGCCUCGGGAGGGCGUGUUCAUGGCUCCCCUUCCCCGACUCUCGCCUGUCAACUCUGGUCCGCCUCCUCCGCCACCCCCUCAUCAUCCAAUGGCUCCGCCAUCGCAUUUCUACUUCACCCACGACCACGCCUAUCUGGCGCUGUGCCAUCCCGUGCCAAUGCUGCCGUACGCAUGGCUACCCAUCCCGUAUCUGGCGUACUGGGGUCCGGAGAGGCUCGGCAAUCACCCGAAUUAUUACGAUGUGCCUGCGGUGAGUGCUAAAAUCCCCGAGGCUGCGUAG